This is a messenger RNA of Tribolium madens (black flour beetle), 1446 nucleotides long. RefSeq lists its product as uncharacterized. NCBI's taxonomy places the organism in Eukaryota, Metazoa, Arthropoda, Insecta, Coleoptera, Tenebrionidae. Gene Ontology annotation, cellular component: transcription regulator complex; nucleus. The coding region runs from base 125 to 760 and encodes 211 amino acids. The transcript has 2 exons. The record is from RefSeq and is a predicted model, not a curated record. Gene Ontology annotation, biological process: regulation of transcription by RNA polymerase II.
CAACAAUCGUUACCAUGCUAAUUGUAACAUAGUAAUGAUCGUUGCUAUGGUAAUAGUAAUAAACAGUUGAUGAGGAUCCAUGGAAACUUGAUAGUUGCCAUAGUAACGUUAAAAAAAAGUCAAAAUGGCGCCUCGCCGCGCAUGCGCGUUGGUAUUUGUAGAACGCGAAACGUCCGCGAUGCGCUACGCCGAAAAAAUCAUCGAGGCCGUCCGUGUCAGGCCUUUUCUUUACGACCAAUCGCUUCAAACAUUCAAGCAUCUCGGUAAGAAAAACCGAAACUGGAUGGAAGUGGCGAAAAUAGUGUACGGUAGAGAGGACAAAGCAACAGUAAAUAAGGUAAAAAUCCAGUGGAAGAGUUUGCGCGACGCUUUCGUGAAGCAGCAACGGAAGCGUCAAGGCUGUGGGGGUGAAAAAAUCCGUCCGUACAUUUACGAGCGCGAAAUGCAGUUUCUCAUGCCUCAUAUUUUGGUGAAGGAGCGCGACGAGGAGAACUGCAUCGUGCCCCUUUCGCACUUCGAGGUGAAGACGGAGGAUUGCUCGAGUUUGAGCGCCUCGGGGGACUCCCAGGAUGCGCCGCCGCUGGUCGAGGAGUGCGUCUGGGAGCAGCACAACGCGAAGAUGACGCAUCCCGUCGAUGCGUUUUUCUACGGAAUUGCCCAAACUGUGAAACAGUUAAAACCGGUGACAAUUGCGCAAAUUAAGAAAAGUGUCGCGAAUAUCGUGAUGGAUGCGGAAAUUGGCGAGAUUGAAGGUGUGUGAAGGGCCCCCUGUAACUGCGUAGUUGUGAUGACGUAGCAGCGGCGUCAUGCUUGGCGGGAUUCGGAGUAUGAAUGACCUGCGAAGGGCGUUGCCCCCGCCUUCGCCCCCCUCGCCCUAGCGCCCCAACAUCCGGUCCGGCGUUACACCAGCAGAUUUGGCGGCGGCGGCGGCCACUACGGCGCCGCGUUGCCACGUUGCGCGCUUCUCCGCAUCCAACGCGAAAUUUCCAUGUAUUAACAAUUAUCACAAUUUUGGAAAAAAUUAACUGUGUUUUUCUCGUUAUCCGUCUUGACACCCCUAAACUAAAGUUGGUACUACAUCUCGGGUUUCAAUUACUACACUGGCAACGUCGCAAGUGCGAUUUUUGAAGUGAAAUAUAUAAUUUGCGUGUAAAAAAAGAAUCUGUAUCACAACUGCACCCUACUUACAGGUUUAGAGACAAAAUACACCACUAUUUCAAACACAAAAACAAUAUGAAAAGUGACAAAAUGGCGAUUGAAAUGUGACGUUUUUAGAAAAAAUUUAAAUUGCAACCACCACAAGUUUAGCUUCAAAAAACAUGCACAAAAACUAAGCAUUGAUUUAAAAUUAUUACAUAUAAAGUAGUUAUAAUUUUGUUUUUUCCCAUUAUCAGUCUUGCCACCCUUAAACUUAGGAUUAAAAAACACUACACUGGCAGUGUGGCA